Messenger RNA from Magallana angulata, 1801 nucleotides. Its product is annotated as sex peptide receptor-like. Gene Ontology annotation, molecular function: G protein-coupled peptide receptor activity. Gene Ontology annotation, cellular component: membrane. The transcript has a single exon. The record is from RefSeq and is a predicted model, not a curated record. NCBI's taxonomy places the organism in Eukaryota, Metazoa, Mollusca, Bivalvia, Ostreida, Ostreidae. Gene Ontology annotation, biological process: G protein-coupled receptor signaling pathway. The coding region runs from base 524 to 1666 and encodes 380 amino acids.
GGUUCUAUGGAUAGCUCGGCCGGAUAAAUUGAUUCUAAUUGGAGAGGAGAUAUACGUGAACCAGUGUAAGUUACAAGGGUUGGAGCAAUUGGACGGGAGAUGGUUUUCGUGUUCUGAGAGGGAUUGACCCCUAUGAUUGACAGCCAUGACCCCUAUACGUCAUAACGUAUCAAUGUGACAGACUCACUAGUUAGGACUCCUAAUAACCCAUGGCAGAUCUUCGGAAAUCAUCGGGCAUGAUCUCACUCCAAAGGGUUUCCGCAAUCCAAAACUGUCAUGAAGUAAGAAAUCAUAUUGCUGUUUAUACAUUUGACGCGGUGAAUCUAAUCUGACUUAAUGUGGCGUACUGGUUGUGAGGGGAAAGUGAAAAGUUUAUGUGUUGUUGAUUUUAAAGACAAAGUGUUACCAUCAUCGCCGGGGUUGUGAAAGUGGUUCCCGCUGGGUAGUGGAGAUAUAAAACACGGGGAACCGAAAUAAAAACAUCUUAUGUAUUUAAGUAACGUGUGAGUAUAUAACUUAAAGGAUGGAUUCCGUCAAUUCGACGCUCACUUUAAUACAAGGAAGGAAUCUUAGCAAUGAAAGUGUUAUGCUAUGCAACCCAUUUGACUACCCGUCUCCGUUUGAAAUCUACGCCGUGCUAUGUCCUGCCAUCGCUCUGCUGACACUUUUUACCAACAUCUUGGUAAUUGUGGUAUUCACCAAGAAACACUUACUAUCCCCAACCUCCGUACUCCUAAUCGGGUUGGCGGUGGGGGACAUUUUGGCGGGAAAUAUAAUCUCCCCUCCGUACAUCUACGCCUAUGGGAUAGCCGACCUCGGGCAGCCCCUGCCCUAUCCAAUGUGUCUGUUCUAUGACUACGGGAGUAUCCUAGCCGCCCUCUUCCAUCAGGUGUCCGUUUGGAUCACAAUGGCGCUUGGAAUACAAAGGUACGUGGUGGUGGCCUUUCCCAUAGCGGGCAGGCGAAUCUGUACCAUUAAAAAAUCCGUGCUGUGGGUGAUCGUAAUUAAUAUCGUAACUCUUCUUAUGUACUCCAUAACGUUCUUCACCUCAACCUAUGAAUCUGUGGAGAUUGAUGGAAAGUCGUUGUGUGUGUGCAAAGAGAACCCGCAUUUCUCUGAGGUGGUGCAGAUUUACAGCAUCCUGCGGUCAGUGUUCGGACAGCUGGUACCGUGUGCCGUGCUGUCGGUCACAACGAUUCUCCUUGUACAACGCCUCCACGCCACCAAAAACCAGAUGGCACGGAUCAGGGCCUGUGAUAACAGAGAGAGGGAGAGGAAGGACAACCGGUCCAUGCGGAGGACCUCGUACAUGGUCAUUAUCAUCGUACUGUGCUUCCUGUUGGCGGAGAUUCCGAAUGGCUGUUACUUCCUGUUUAAGGCGAUGAGGAUGUCGGUGCUGUCGUAUGAGGCGGACUUGAUGAUCUCCACCGUGCUGAAUGUCUUGGUGUACGCCGUCAAUCAUAUCAACUUCUGGAUCUAUGUAUUUCUGAGUAGACACUUCAGACGCUCUCUCAAAAAGAUUUUACGCUUGGAUGCAUUAUUUCAGUUUUGCCGCAAAGGAAACUGGAAGUUAGACUCACACACCACGACCUAUUUCAGUAAUUCUCAAGGUGACCCUUUCUAUGUCAAGGGCACAGAACGUUCGACAGCAUCCUAUCAGAUAUAACGCUAUUUCAUUCGUCAAUGAAAUAACAGUCGUAUCAUUAUGGUAUGAAAUACAUUCCUUACUUAUCGAAGAAAGUCACAUCAAGUCUUAGUGUAAUUUACAGAUUUUUGAAAAAGAAUAUAUUCUUUAUAUAUU